UCUCCCUCUCCUCGAGCCGCGACGGCAGCGGCAAUCCGAGCCACGGCAGCAAGGCGGACGGAAAGCGCGAGCCCGAGCCGAGGCGCCAUCGGGGGCCGCCGAGGUCUCUCUAUCUGCUGGUUUCCACAUUGACACUGGACUCACUGAGAGGGAGCCAGAGUUGUCUUUCGGCCCAGAAGCACCAAUAACAUUCUCUUUGGAUGUCUGGCUUUCCAUGAGGUAAUUUUUGGAGAGGGAAGGUGGUGAGGCCUCAGUCAUGCUGGCCUGAGUGUGUAUAGUUGAAGAGUUCCUUGGGGAAGAGAAGAAAACAACUCUUGCUGGGGAGCAAAAUGGCGGCUUCUGGUCCCUCACCAUACACCUCAAGAACGUGAGGUGACUGGGUGACUGGCAUUAACCUGAGACCACAUCCCGGACACGAAAUGAGCCAGAACGCCAGCUCCCACUUGACCGAUUCACCCCAGCUCUCCAAGUGCAGCCUGCUCAAUAUCCUGGGCAGCCCUCAGCCCGAAAGGAUGAGCCUCCCCGAUUCCCUGCCCGCCACCCCAAAGAGUGGUACCCCUUCGCCCGGUCCCCUGCCACAGCUCCCCUUGCUGAGCGCCGGCUGCCUGGAUGGUGACUGGGAGAGCCGAGAGGAGCUGCGCUUGCGGGAGCUGGAGGAGGCGCGGGCCAGAGCCGCCCAGAUGGAGAAGACGAUGCGCUGGUGGUCGGACUGCACCGCCAACUGGCGGGAGAAGUGGAGCAAGGUGCGCGCUGAGCGCAACAAGGCUCGAGAGGAGGUACGCCAGCUGCGCCAGAAACUGGAGACCCUGACCAAGGAGCUGACCGGCCUGAGGAGGGAGAGGCAGGAGGUGCUGAAUGAGAACGAGCAGCUGGGCAAAGAGGUGGCUCGGCUGAAGGGAGAGGGCAAAGGGGAGAAGGAGAAGGAGCUGGACAACCGAGUCGUGUCCGAGAAGGAGAGUGAGGCCUCCCCGGAGCAGGAGCCCGUGCGGGAUGUGGGCUCUGAGAGGCUGCCAAAAAACAAGUCACUGCAGGAGUUUGAGCUGAUGGAGAACCUCCUGAAGAGCAAGCAAGAAGGGCAGGAAUGCUGGGACCAGCGGAGCACGGUCAGUGUCCGCUCAUCUUUCGCCCGGCAGGAGAGGAGCCGGCUGCUCUGGGAGGACGUCUCCGUCAUCGAGGAGGACGCCACCAAGAUCACGGCCCUGAAGCUGAGGCUGGACGAAUCCCAGAAAGUGCUGCUCAAGGAGCGGGAGGACAAGCUGUCCCUCAGCAAGAACAUCGAGAAGCUGGAAGGGGAGCUGAGCCAGUGGAAGGUCAAGUACGAGGAGCUGAACAAGAACAAGCAGGAGGUGUUGAAGCAGCUGAACAUUCUCAAGGAGAUCCAUCAAGACGAGUUGGGGCGCAUCUCUGAAGAUCUGGAAGAUGAACUGGGGGCUCGAUCAAGUAUGGACAAGAAAUUAGCUGAGUUGCGAUCAGAGAUGGAGCGGCUCCAGGCCGAGAACGCGGCGGAAUGGGGCAAGCGCGAGCGCCUGGAGACAGAGAAGCUUAACCUGGAGCGAGAGAACAAGAAGCUGCGGGCACAGGUCGAGGAUGUGGAGGAGGUUCUGGCCCGGAAGAGGAGGCAGACGGUCAGCGCCCUCGACACCGAUUUCAAGACCAUCCAAGCGGAGCUGUUUGAGAAGAACAAGGAACUGGCCGACCUGAAGCAUGUCCAUACCAAGCUGAAGAAGCAGUGCCAGGAGAAGAUGGCCGAGCUGGCCCACGCAAACCGCCGGGUGGAGCAGCACGAGGGCGAGGUGAAGAAGCUGCGCCUGCGAGUCGAGGAGCUCAAGAAGGAGCUGGCCCAAGCGGAGGACGAGCUUGACGAGGCCCACAACCAGGCACGGAAAUUGCAGAGGUCGCUUGAUGAGCAAACAGAGCAAAGUGAGAACCUCCAAGUUCAGCUGGAGCACCUGCAAUCCAGGCUUCGCCGUCAGCAGAACCUCCCCCUUUUUGGGAAGAUUCGCAGUUCACGCUUUGGCCCUGACAACCCCGGCGAUGGCAACAGCGACCUGGAUGAAGAUGAAGACCUGCAGAUCCAAGUUCCUUAGCAGCUGCCGCUGGAGAGACACUCCAGGCUGUGACAGAGACACCAGACGCUGGUGGAGUGGGCAUGGCCUGUGGGCUUAGGACAAGUGACUUGAGUGGCAGAACGGUGUUUGGCCUCUUCUUUUGCCAACCCCAGGGAGAACGAACGCGAAGCUGUGCGGAAGACUUUGGGAAAGGGGAAGCUGGGCCUCCAUGUUCUGGUCUCUACAGCAAGGAGGUUUGGUGACUAGGAUGGGGGCUAAAUAGAGGCCCUGGGGAGAUUUCAUGGAGGGAGUUGCUAAACUUUAUGGAAGGCUCCCUUUCUCUACAGCUCCAGUCCAGAAAUCAUCGCUGAUACUGUUUUUUUAAAAAAAAAACAAGAAUUAUCUAGACCUGAGGGAUAGCUCAGUCAGUAGAGCAUGGGAAUCUUAAUCUCAGGGUCAUGGGUUCCAGCCCCACAUUGGGCAAAAGAAUCCUUCAUUGCGGAGGAUUGGACUAGAUUUUUGUUCAAACCCUUCCAUUGCUCUGUCCUUAAUUCCUGUCCAGCUAUGCCACUCCACAGCUGACCGACACGGUUUCCGCAAACACAACACUCCUCUGGAGGUCAACCACAAUACCUCCAGAUAGAUGGAGAUGAUGAGUGAUACAGAGGGGGGAAUCAACACAUUGGAGAUGGGAACCUCAUUGUUGAAAUCCCUAAGGUCCAACCGCCAAAGUGGUUCUUCCAUGUCUCAGGAGUUGAACUGAUGAUUGGAUAAAAGAUCUAGUGAGAAGAUGAUGGAAGAGACCGAUGGUAUAGGGAGACACCCCCCUGAGGAUGCAUCUCGUCCUCUCAGACUGCCCAGUAUAUGUGUGUGUGUUUAUGUAUUUGUAUAUGAUUUGUAUUAUAAAACUUGAGAUAGCCAUGGAA
Zootoca vivipara (common lizard) is the source of this 2974-nucleotide messenger RNA. It is a transcript of the gene CCDC102A, whose product is annotated as coiled-coil domain containing 102A. The record is from RefSeq and is a predicted model, not a curated record. Gene Ontology annotation, cellular component: myosin complex. NCBI's taxonomy places the organism in Eukaryota, Metazoa, Chordata, Lepidosauria, Squamata, Lacertidae.